UCAUUGUUCCAGUUAGGUCGAGUCGAGAAUCGACGGGAGGACCCAGCUCCAUCAGCUCCAGCUUACCAUACCUUAACUGGUAGCCCAUCCAUCUCAUCACUCCCCAUCGUAACACAUCUCUCAAGCUGCAACUUUUGUUUCCCUCAAAGACGACAUUUUUGACGAUCGAUACCCUCACGACGAGGCUGAACACAGCUCAUUUUUGUUUUCGCUUAUACCCGCUUCAAAGUCAACAACAAAUAUAAACAUGGCUGACACUGGUCUUCCUCCGGGCUGGGAGGUUCGACACUCCAACUCCAAGAACCUCCCCUAUUACUUCAACUCUGCUGAAAAGCUCUCACGAUGGGAACCUCCCUCCGGCACCGAUACCGAGAAGCUUAAGCAUUAUAUGGCUACUAACCACAGCGCUGGCUCUCGUCCCGGUGCCGUCGCUGGUGUCCCUGAGGGCAAGAUUCGCGCUGCCCAUCUACUAGUCAAGCAUCGCGACAGUCGACGACCCAGCAGCUGGAGAGAGGCUGAGAUCACGCGCACCAAGGAGGAGGCUCUUGAGAUCAUCCAGGACCACGAGCAAAAGAUCAAGUCUGGUAGUGUCACACUUGGUGAGCUCGCUCUUAGUGAAUCCGACUGCUCUUCUGCUCGUAAGCGAGGCGACCUUGGAUACUUUGGCAAAGGAGACAUGCAGAAGGAGUUCGAAGAUGCUUCCUUUGGUCUCCAGCCUGGCCAGAUGAGCGGAAUUGUGGAGACAGCUAGCGGCCUUCACUUGAUUGAGCGCCUGGAAUAAACUGAAAAGUAUAUAUAAUUGACCAAAUUUUGUAAAUUGACAAAGCAGAGCGUAUCGUUGACGUCCUCGCGCCAUACCUCGCCGAUCGCUUCUGUCGAUAUCCUUUGAAUCGUGAUAUACAUGUGGUUGACUUCGACACCAUAUUUUCAAACUUCAGUGAGACUGGGAGUCAUUUAAAUCUUGUUUAUUCUACAUUAUUCUUCCAUGUCUAAAUAUCUACAGUACCCAACCACAACUGGCUUCUACCAGACUUGCUUUUUGUC
Fusarium redolens is the source of this 1044-nucleotide messenger RNA. RefSeq lists its product as uncharacterized. Gene Ontology annotation, cellular component: cytosol; nucleus. The record is from RefSeq and is a predicted model, not a curated record. NCBI's taxonomy places the organism in Eukaryota, Fungi, Ascomycota, Sordariomycetes, Hypocreales, Nectriaceae. The transcript has 4 exons. Bases 248 to 781 code for a protein of 177 amino acids. Gene Ontology annotation, molecular function: peptidyl-prolyl cis-trans isomerase activity; protein binding.